Messenger RNA from Colletotrichum lupini, 1260 nucleotides. RefSeq names its product aorsin precursor. Gene Ontology annotation, biological process: proteolysis. Gene Ontology annotation, molecular function: endopeptidase activity; tripeptidyl-peptidase activity. Lineage: Eukaryota; Fungi; Ascomycota; Sordariomycetes; Glomerellales; Glomerellaceae. The record is from RefSeq and is a predicted model, not a curated record. Bases 1 to 1260 code for a protein of 419 amino acids. The transcript has 13 exons.
AUGCACGUCGAUGUCCGAGAUAGGUCCCCUGCCCAGACGAGCCUCUCGAAACGGAUGUACAGCAAUAAUCAGUCGAUGUUCCUACAAGAGGUGAAGGUUGUUUGUUUGAUGCCGCAGUCUGUCUUCUGCGCUCCUAAGCACACUCUGGCCCUCACAUGCCCAGCCUCCAGAAGCGCCGCUGCGGAGCUUGAAAGUCACAUGAACUCAUUGGGAACUUCCGAUCAGCCAUUUAGGAAAGCGUUCAACCUUUCGGCUGCAUAUGGCUCAGCGCAAAUGCAAUUUGGAAAACUCCUGGAGCUAAUCUGCCAGGCAGCAAUUCAGGGUCCCAAUAACGCUAGGCAUCAGAAGAGGAAGGACAUUGACCUCAACGGAUUCGAUGAAAGGUACUACAGGCAUAUCAUACGUACUUUACCUAGGUACCUGCAGCGCUUAGCAAACAUCAGUACUGUAGAUACAUCACAGCAUGCAUGUAUCUCCCCCAUCUCACUAGAGGUUUAUUCAUUUUCGAUCGGAGAGUCAAUCACAAUCCCGGUUGAAGAUAUUUAUUCUCCACCCUGGGACACAGCAAGGGGUUUUACCUUCCAAGACAAUGCCUCAACUCAUCGUAGGCUCUGCCAUCCAGAAAUGAUUUCGCUUCCGACAGGAGGGCCUCUAUAUGUCUAUUCAGAGGCCAAGAUAAGCCAUGCCGCAGGUGGCUCGUCUUACAUGGUCAACAAAUUCUUGGCUGAUAGCAUUGAUGUUAUGUCCAAGACUGAAGGGGAGCGUGCCGUUACAAACUUCACCUUGUCUAAGGAAACCGUCAUGCAUUUCAGAGUGGUCUUCUUAGCUGUCUUCCUUGGUCCGGCAGCGGCCGACUACCUUCAAGAUACUCAUUCGGUCCAUGAGAAGCGAGAGGAAAAGUUUGGGUUGGGCUGGUCAAAGGUUGAAAGUAAACCUAGCCCCGGAACAAUUAUACCUCUCCAAAUUGCUCUCCAGCAAAAUGAGCUUGAUGUAGCUGAGCACGAGCUGUUGCGAGUCUCCGACCCAUCUUCUCCCGAAUUCUCCCAGCAUUGGACUCGAGCCAAAGUCGAUGCUAGGUUCUCUCCUACAAGAGAGAGAAUACAUACAGUUCAGACUUGGCUCGGGGAGGUCGGCAUCGGUGAACAGCACAUUCGCCGAUCCGCUGAUGGGGGAUGGCUUUUUCUAAAUACCACACUCAGAGUGGCUGAGAAGCUACUCAAAACGACCUUUGGUGUCUAUCUGGACCCCAUGUCGGAUUAG